GGGCGCCGCAGGACGCGCUGCGGGACCCGGCGCUCGGCGCGGAGAGCGGGCGGCGCGCACCGGGCGGCGUGCACCCCACGAUGCUCAAGCGCUGCGGCCGCCGCCUGCUGCUGGCGCUGGCGGGGGCGCUGCUCGCCUGCCUGCUGGUGCUCACGGCCGACCCCCCGCCGCCCCCGCCGCCCGCUGAGCGCGGCCGGCGCGCGCUGCGCAGCUUGGCGGGCCCCGCGGGGGUGGCCCCGGCGCCGGGGCUGGAGGCGGCGGCGGCGCCCGGGGCGCUGACCCGCGAGGUGCGCAGCCUGUCCGAGUACUUCAGCCGGCUGACCCGCGCGCGCAGGGACGCGGGCUCCCCGCCCGGGGGCGCCGCCCGGCCCGCCGACGCCCACCCGCGGCCGCAGGCGGAGCCGCUCGCGCCCCACGACGUCUUCAUCGCCGUGAAGACCACCAAGAAGUUCCACCGCGCGCGCCUCGACCUGCUGCUGGAGACCUGGAUCUCGCGCCACAAGGAGAUGACGUUCAUUUUCACCGACGGGGAGGACGAGGCCCUGGCCCAGCGAGCGGGCAACGUGAUCAAUACCAACUGCUCGGCCGCCCACAGCCGCCAGGCCCUGUCCUGCAAGAUGGCAGUGGAGUAUGACCACUUCAUCGCCUCCGGGAGGAAGUGGUUCUGCCACGUGGACGACGACAACUACGUGAACGUGUGGGCCCUGCUGCGCCUGCUGGCCAGCUACCCGCACACCCAGGACGUGUACAUCGGCAAGCCCAGCCUGGACCGGCCCAUCCAGGCCACCGAGAGGGUCAGCGAGAACAAGAUGCGCCCUGUCCACUUCUGGUUUGCCACGGGCGGCGCUGGCUUCUGCAUCAGCCGAGGGCUGGCCCUGAAGAUGAGCCCGUGGGCCAGCGGGGGCCACUUCGUGAGCACGGCCGAGCGCAUCCGGCUGCCGGACGACUGCACGGUGGGCUACAUCGUGGAGGCGCUGCUGGGCGUGCGGCUCAUCCGCAGCGGCCUCUUCCACUCGCACCUGGAGAACCUGCAGCAGGUGCCCGCCGCGGAGCUGCACGAGCAGGUGACCCUGAGCUACGGCACCUUCGAGAACAAGCGGAACUCGGUCCACGUCAAGGGGCCCUUCUCCGUGGAGGCCGACCCUUCCCGGUUCCGCUCCAUCCACUGCCGCCUGUACCCCGACACUCCCUGGUGUCCCCACACCGCCGUCUUCUAGCCGCCGCGGCUGAGACCCCGUCCCCGGGCGCCCCUGGUAUCCAAAGGGCCUGGGGACCCCUGUUGGGCCGCCCUGGCCUUGGCAUUGGAGGCUGCCAGGGCUGUUGUGCCUCCGUGAGUGUACGUGCGCCCCCCUGGGUCGCAGGCUGCUGGCAGCUCUGCUCUGCUCGGCCGGGGAGCGGGCACCGGGGCUCCGAGCCCAGGCCGGAGGGAGUGGUCCGGCAGCGGCCACUGUGCGGGCGGUUCUGUGUGGCCGGGGGGGGGGGGGUUCUUUGGGCAGAAGGGGGUCAGGGCUGCCCCGCCCGGCUGGCCCUGUGCCCGGGCACCUGUCUCGGAGCCCCCAGGACACCUGAGCCCUGGAAGGAAGCUGGGUUUUAGGGGUCAGUGGCCUGGUCCCCUCCUCCUCCCACUGAGCUCUGGCCCUGCCAGCAGCCCUGUGAAGCCCCGUGGCCGUGUGGCUGGGGGGACAGUGCCCCCCGUCCCAAGCCUCGGGGUCGGGGCCGCCGGGCGCCUCAGAGUCUUGCCUUUGUCUCCCCAGGUGGGGAGGCAGAGCUGAGCGUGUCUCCUCUCCCAAGCAGAGAGCGAGUCGCCCACAGUGGGCGUGUCUGUACAUACCGUGACAGUAUUUUUACUGUGCUGGGGUUUCGAAGGGGGGUGGGCUGUAAAAAGUGGGGUGUCCUUGUCUUGUUCUCGGGGAGCGGGGGAGGGUGUUACUUUAUCGUUUCUGUGGAUCAGAAAAAGCAGAAGCCAGGCCUGGGGUCAUCUCUGUGGUCGAAGCUGGAAGCCUGAGUUGUCUGUCCGGCCUCCUGACCUCCGAUCGGCCCCCAGGGCGCACCUGGCCGGUGCGCGCCGUCUCCUGUUUUUCUUUCUGCAAAGACAUAGCUAGGAAGGGGAACAAUAAGGGAACGUUCUCAGGGAAUCGCUGUGUGGUUGCUAUGGUGACGUCCUUGCUGUGAAUAAAGGUGCUGGGGCAGCG
This is a messenger RNA of Myotis daubentonii (Daubenton's bat), 2192 nucleotides long. RefSeq names its product LFNG O-fucosylpeptide 3-beta-N-acetylglucosaminyltransferase (gene LFNG). The record is from RefSeq and is a predicted model, not a curated record. Gene Ontology annotation, cellular component: Golgi membrane. Gene Ontology annotation, molecular function: O-fucosylpeptide 3-beta-N-acetylglucosaminyltransferase activity. NCBI's taxonomy places the organism in Eukaryota, Metazoa, Chordata, Mammalia, Chiroptera, Vespertilionidae. Gene Ontology annotation, biological process: pattern specification process.